AUGCUUACUCCAAUUCUCUCCUCUCUUUCAUCCACUUCCACUCCAUUUCCUUAUUCUCCUUCCCUCCAUUCUUCCUCUUCAUCUAUCAUUAACUUGCCCCUCACCAUUCCCUACAAAACAACUAAAAAACUACCAACAGCCCAUUAUUCAUUUCAAGUUCAAGCAUCAUCUUCCUCAAUGAUUAAAAAAGAAGUAGCUCGUAAAUCCCAAAAGUCACAAACAUUUCUUCGAGAAUCUGAUAAAGGAUCCUCUGUUACAUCAAAUGCGAGUUGUAUUAGAGGUCGGUUUGAGAAGAUGAUCAGAGAGGUGCAAGACGGUGUUUGUUUGGCUUUGGAGGAAGUGGAUGGAAGAGCAAAGUUUAAAGAAGAUGUUUGGUCAAGGCAUGGUGGCGGUGGUGGUGGAAUCAGUAGGGUUUUGCAAGAUGGGGCUGUUUGGGAGAAGGCUGCUGUUAAUGUUUCUGUUGUUUAUGGUGUUAUGCCUCCUGAAGCUUAUCGGGCUGCUAGGCCCACUGACCAUGGAGAUGUCAUGCCCGCAUUAGCUCAGUAAGUUUCUACAUUUCUGAUUUGAUCAAAUUCUGUGCUGCAUCCAAAAAAUCCAUUUGCACCAACUUUGCAUUUUAAUUAUCGUUACUUUGAGACUGAUGCUUCAAAAGAUACACCAGGAGCACCAAGGCAAUGGUGGUUUGGUGGUGGUACUGAUCUUACACCUUCUUACCUUUUCGAGGAGGAUGUGAAGCACUUCCAUUCGGUGCAAAAAACUGCUUGUGACAAAUUUGAUGCUAGCUUCUACCCUCGAUUUAAGAAAUGGUGUGAUGACUAUUUCUAUAUUAAGCAUCGUGGUGAGAGACGAGGUCUUGGAGGAAUAUUUUUUGAUGACUUGAACAACUAUGAUCAAGAAAUGCUUCUUUCCUUUUCAAAAGGUAAAUGGUGUGAAAGACGACACCUGCUUAUAAAUAAUCUUUGUUAA
This is a messenger RNA of Solanum stenotomum, 966 nucleotides long. RefSeq names its product oxygen-dependent coproporphyrinogen-III oxidase, chloroplastic-like. The transcript is spliced from 5 exons. The record is from RefSeq and is a predicted model, not a curated record. Gene Ontology annotation, cellular component: chloroplast stroma; cytoplasm. NCBI's taxonomy places the organism in Eukaryota, Viridiplantae, Streptophyta, Magnoliopsida, Solanales, Solanaceae. Gene Ontology annotation, molecular function: coproporphyrinogen oxidase activity.